AUGGUAAUCAAUGCGUGGUACCAUAUGGUUGGCUUUGUUGCUGUCGAUGAUGCAAUUUUUGCUUUGGGACAAGCAAUAUUACUGUGGCUGUCUUUGAGACAGGUUAGACGUGCAGACGACGGAGAAAGACAGCCGCUUCUGGAGUCAUCCGAAUAUGUCUCAUUGAAAGGCCCAUUGAAAGGUUCCAAAACGGACGAGAUCUUGUUUACAGCGAAAAUCACCUAUGAGGGUGUAACGAACGAGAAUCAUGAGGCUGUUUGUGAUAACGCAAAGCCCAUAAUCAUACACAAGUACGGCUUUUCUCACGACCACUUCCGCCUACAACGCCGCCGUCCCGACUUCAAUCGUUCCAAGGAUUCGGACACGGAUCCUACACAGUGGAAGACUUAUGUCGAUGACGAACAGAAUCCGGGCUACAUGAUUGUCGAUGAGCCUGACGUAGAGGUCAACGUUACGAACGCUUCACUUUUCCGUUGCCUGAAACCAGGAGAACAUUUUGUCAGCCACAAUCUCCUGCCCCGUUCCGACUUGCAUCCUGAUACAGUGGUCGGAGAUACGUAUCGAUACCAGUACUGGGGUGGUCGUGUUGACUGGUGGGUUUGGGGUGAUCACGAAGAGCAUGCGAGCAAAGUGGUGAAGCUACCAUGCUGGCUUAGUGGCAAGGUUGUUGAUCCUGCUGAUAAUGAUGGGAAGCCUGCUAUCUUGGUCCCGUCAUCUAAUUUUGCAGAGUUUACUAUAGUGGAUUGA
Penicillium verhagenii is the source of this 747-nucleotide messenger RNA. RefSeq lists its product as uncharacterized. Lineage: Eukaryota; Fungi; Ascomycota; Eurotiomycetes; Eurotiales; Aspergillaceae. The record is from RefSeq and is a predicted model, not a curated record. The coding region runs from base 1 to 747 and encodes 248 amino acids. The transcript is spliced from 2 exons.